Molecule: messenger RNA, 3448 nt
Organism: Pseudovirgaria hyperparasitica
Lineage: Eukaryota; Fungi; Ascomycota; Dothideomycetes; Acrospermales; Acrospermaceae
Product: Pkinase-domain-containing protein
Exons: 2
Coding region: 1-3321 (1106 amino acids)
Biological process (GO): protein phosphorylation; intracellular signal transduction; microtubule cytoskeleton organization
Cellular component (GO): cytoplasm
Molecular function (GO): tau-protein kinase activity; protein serine/threonine kinase activity; ATP binding
Source: RefSeq, a predicted model, not a curated record
AUGUCUUCGGCAGCCGUUCAGGCCAACUCACCUGCCGUGUCAAACCGUCAGUACCCACAGUCUUCUCACCAGCGCGACCAGUAUUACAGUGCUCAAUCGGGCAAUGUAGCUUCAAGUCCACAGGCAUCCAGAAAACCCUCAAGACGUCCCAGCGGCAAUGGCAGCGUGCCAAAUACCCCGACUGCUACCCAAUACAAUCAAUCUCCAUCCGCCUCUAGUGCGAGUAUGACAACUCCACGCGCACACCCUCUACCGCCAUCGUCCGUCCACGCUUCUCCGGCAUUUUCUGGAUCCACUACCGCUAGCGGACCGAACGUACCUCAACGAACCUCAUCUCACCAACAGAGUCAGACGCGCGACAACACACACAAUACCGAGCAGUUCAGAAACAUGAGCCUAGAUGACGGCCAAGCUGCGGGGAGUCAAUCCCGCAGACAAGGUCACUCAUCUUCAGGCAAUGGGUCUUCAGCUAGAACUAAGCAGUCGCCAGGUCACAGCCGCUCAGCAACUGCUGUUGCAACACCUCCGGCAAACCUUCCCCGUGAGGACAGCACCAUCAUCAACCGUGUCAUCACCUCCGAUCCCAACGAAGACAUUGCACGCGAGAAGGCCCGUCAAGCUGAGGCAAGAGGUCAAGCUCCGGUUGAUAUUGAUGCAUCAUCAAGUGGCCUUGGCCUGGUAGGUAGCGAGGGUGUAGAUGAUGGUGGUCGUGGAGGCGCCAGGAGACAAGAUCACUCCAAAUCGGACAGACGAUCAAAAGAGACAAGAUUCGGUGACUACAUACUCGGCCAGACUCUUGGUGAGGGAGAGUUUGGCAAGGUCAAGAUGGGCUGGAAAAAAGAAGGUGGUGUCCAGGUUGCAAUCAAGCUCAUUCGGAGGGAUGCGUUGGGCACAAACCCCAGUCGUUUACCGAAGAUCUAUCGCGAAAUCUCAAUCUUGCGUGGCUUGCAGCACCCGAACAUCGUACGGCUACACGAGAUGGUUGAGACCGAGCGACAUAUUGGUAUCAUACUUGAAUAUGCGUCUGGCGGAGAGCUUUUCGACUACAUCCUCACCCAUCGUUACUUGAAGGACAAUGCCGCAAGGCGACUCUUCGCUCAGCUUGUUUCUGGGGUAGGAUACUUACACAAGCGAGGAAUCGUCCAUCGCGACCUGAAGUUGGAGAACUUGAUGCUCGACCGCAAUCGUAACAUCAUCAUUACCGAUUUCGGCUUUGCAAACACGUUUAAUCCGACCGAAGAUCUCGGCGAUGAAAUUGAAUACAAUCUGUCCAACAGAGAUUUCGUGAAGAAGAUGGGCUUAGAGCAGCUCCGCACGGAUGGCACGAGACGAGGUGAUCUCAUGCAGACAAGUUGUGGUAGUCCAUGCUAUGCAGCACCAGAACUUGUCGUGAGUGACUCUCUGUACACUGGCAGGAAGGUCGAUGUAUGGAGCUGUGGUGUAAUAUUGUACGCCAUGCUCGCCGGGUAUCUUCCGUUCGACGACGAUCCAGCGAAUCCCGAGGGCGACAACAUCAAUCUGCUCUACAAAUACAUUGUAUCAACACCACUUACGUUCCCAGAAUAUGUCACACCACAUGCAAGAGACUUACUGAAGAGGAUACUUGUUCCGGACCCAAGAAAGCGGGCGGAUCUAUUCGAGGUGGCCCGUCACAGUUGGUUGAGCGAAUUCGCACACGUCGUUGGAUUCAUCACCAGCAGCACCACGACGACCAGCGAUAUCGCCAACACCACUGUUCCCGCACGUACGUCUACCAGCGUCCAGCAACCAGCUCAAACUGACGGCUUCUUAGAAGAUCCAUACGAACCACCAAUGCUUACGCGCAGUGCGUCUGUUCGUGAACCUACCAAACCACAAUCUGCACACAACACAACAGUUGGGGGAUUGCAGAAACCUCAGGGCAGUGUUGAUCCGAAUGCAGAGAGCAAGACUAGGGAUCCAAGAGAUGCCAAACGGCGUACCGUACAGGUCGAAUAUGUUGCUCCUCAAAGGGAGACAGCUCGCGAACACAGUUCCCCUGCAACUGCCACAAGUAACGGUACUCCCCGGACGAGACAAAGAGCGGACCAAGGCCCAACCGAAGUUUCAGCAACGUACCAGUCUAGCUCACGCCAAACUGCUCAACGAUCUUCUUCUGGUGCCGCACCGCCUUCAAGUCGUGUGGCCUCCGAGUCGAUUGCAUUCGGUAGCGCACCCCAUCACUCUGCCAUGCCGACUACAUCCAAUACGAGACCUGCUACUGGCGGUUCUAUGGGUGCCACUGGCAGACUCCCGUCGCGUGGAAACUCUUACGGUCAGCCAGCUGCUGCGACAGUCGCGCCUACGAAUGCACAGGGACGCUUCUCUCAGCCAAAAGGCAAGCGAUAUGUCAUUUCGGCGCCGAUGCCACAAGACGGUGGAAACGAGUCGGCAAUGGGCAGGCCUAGUACACAGCGUAUGCCGUCUCACGACGCUCGUCAAGAACCAACGUCGGAGCAUCGGAGCUCACACAGACGGUCGAAUACGGUUGGUGGUAUAAGCGAAAAGAUCUUUGGGCGUGCUCCUUCAAUGUUUGGUGGACGGCCAUCUGUAGAGCAAGGCAACCGGGAGAAUAAGAAAUACCCUCCGACGAGCAUGGCCGCGCCCAUUCCUAAUGACCCAGAUGCCCCGCGCCAAUCUAUCGAGUCAAGCCGUCGCACUUCAUUCGGAUUCAACAGGAGGAGCAAUGAUACAAACUCGAAGCCUGAGCGCCAAUCGAGAAGAUUUUCUCUCAUACCAAACAUCAAAAAUGCCUUUGGCGGUAGUAGCAAGUCUCAAGACCCGCCAUCUUCAUCGCACUCUGCCGAUCCCCGACGAUCGCAGGCACCUCGUAGUCGUGGACAGAGUCGCCCAAAUACCACCCACGUUGCUUAUGGAUCCGCUGCAUCGAGAUCUCCGAGCCAGAGUACGACUGGAAGCACUAUACCAGUUCUGUAUGAUGGAAAUCGAGAAAGUCCACCUAGCCAGAUGCGCGAAUCCCGGAUUGCACCUACCUCUGCUCCCUCUCAGCAGACUCAGUUUUCAUCGAACUAUGCUCACUACGACCGCGACGCAAGGUAUUACAACCAGGCAAAUGACAGUGAAGCAUCUCAGCCCGUAGUAGGACGACCACAAUAUCCUGCUGGUUUCAACACCAGCGAGACACUCCCAUCCCAGCGUGAUCGGCCGGGUGUCCUGCAAAAGAAUCGCAAGUUUGCAGAGGAGCAAGGUCCAGCAGGCCAUGGCGCCAGUUCCAAUAGCUCUAGACGGGUCACCGAUUGGUUCAGACGGAUCGGAAGACAGAGGACGAGAGAGGAGCGGUGAUGUAAGAAAGGAAGAGGGCCAGGGAAGAAAAGACAGCGCAAGUAAGCUUUUAAUAGACGCAGGUUUGUUGGCGAAUAUCUCGGCCAACACAUUCCCACCUUUCGACACUGGGCGAGGACAGCAGGUC